Molecule: messenger RNA, 1809 nt
Organism: Suillus discolor
Lineage: Eukaryota; Fungi; Basidiomycota; Agaricomycetes; Boletales; Suillaceae
Exons: 3
Coding region: 1-1809 (602 amino acids)
Source: RefSeq, a predicted model, not a curated record
AUGCCUGCCCUUCGCCAUCUUGCUCGUCGCUCAGCACGACUUAGAGCCAACACUCAAGAGGUGCGCUCAAAUCCAAUGGAUCCGCAGGCCUCCUCGUCGCAACGACAACCUGAAUCCAAUCAUCAAGAUACAAUCAAGUUCGCUAUCCAGUGGGAAAGGGAUCAUGCUCUCACUACAAUCCUCAUCAAUCAUCUGACUACUCACCCACCUGAUUGUCGCAUCCUGUUCUAUUCCAAUGGUAAGAAAGCAAUGCCUAACGUUGAUGAUGCCCCCUCGGGCAAGGACAAGAAUGAAAUACACGAUGUUAUUGCCAAGCUCAUCUUUGCGACCCACUCCAAAUACAAGACCGCAUAUCAUCAGGAUCUGAAGAAGUUUCAUGUGUCAGUCGCCAACCGCAUCACAGCUCUCAAAAAUAAAUACAAGAAGUGCAAGGCCAAGUUCAGUGCAAUGGGUGCUGGUGUGGUGCCAUUGGAUGCGACUACCUCGAACAACUUAUUGGAUGAAGUCAAUGCUGAACUUCCAUGGUAUACCGAUCUCGAUAGCAUGUGGCACUCGAUCCCAUCUUUUGCGAUUAAAUCGCAUUCAUCCAGGCUGGGGGUUGACCACGCAGGUAAUCUCUAUGCGCUCGUACAGCCGCAUGGUGACCCUGGCAGGGCUGGUCCCUCGAUGAAUUUUGAGGGUGCCACUCAGCCAUCACACAGUGCAUCCUCCCCCCAAUCGCAGCCCCAUCUGCCAUCACACAGUGCAUCCUCCACUCAGCUGCAGCCCCACAGUACGUUCUCCCCCCAGCCCCAACCCUCUAACGGCUCUUACAACAACAAUCCUCCUAUUGAUCCGUGUCUUCUGCAAGCUCCUCCCUCCUUUCCUCGUAACGACACUAGUAAUACCAAUCAUGAUGCGGAUGCGGACAUGGAUAAUGGCUCUUCCAACAACAAUCCUCCUAUUGAUCCGCGUCUUCUGCAAGCUCCUCCCUCCUUUCAUCGUAACGACACGGACUGUAAUAUGGAUGGCCCUGAUGACGAUGACAAUGACGAUGACCUGGAUCUGAGUGGUGCUUUGUCCGCCCCCCUCGGGGACGCAAUGCGCCACUUGGAAGAUGACCCCAUGACCCCCGACAGCCACACUAGAGCCACUGGAAAAAAGUGUCAACUUGCAGCAUCGCCCUCUCCUCCUCCCAACGUUCCCAGUGCUUUUGAAGUGCCGCAGAAAUCGCCGACACCCUUUUAUGACAGCCGUGCGGCAUUCGGCGCACAGCGACCCUCCAGUUGUGGGGGGCAUCACAGAAAAACACCCUCUAUCGCAUCGUCAGGGAUGUCCCGCAGCAUGUCAACCCCUUCCUCAACAACUCGCAACACAUCAUCCGACAGUUUAAUAAGUCCCACCCCCCACACAUCAUUGCCAACCAGCACCGAAGGCUCGAAGAAGAAGAAAGCCAAGUCGGACGUUCAGGAACAGGUUGCCAAGGUAAAUGACGAGAUUGAGAGCAUCCAGUCCAGUGCUGUGUCGCGCCAUGAGGCGAAGCAUCAACGCUUCCUCGCGAAGCUUGAUGUGAAGACUGACUACCAUCGUGAUGUGAAGAAGUACGAGUGGCUUCGUGACACGCGUGCGCACGAGUCCUCACAAGCCGCCGUCAAUCACCAAUGCCAUCAGGAGAGUAAGGACGCUGAAAUCCGCCUUCGUGAGACGGAUAUUCAAGUGCACAAGGCACAUUCCUUAGUCCUCGACAAGGAAGCGGAAACCUUACGCCUCAAGAUCCAGUUCCAUCAGAUGAUGCAGGGUAGCAAACCUCCUGCCUCGCAUGGGGAGUGA